Molecule: messenger RNA, 1690 nt
Organism: Ricinus communis (castor bean)
Lineage: Eukaryota; Viridiplantae; Streptophyta; Magnoliopsida; Malpighiales; Euphorbiaceae
Product: glucan endo-1,3-beta-glucosidase 14
Exons: 3
Coding region: 298-1527 (409 amino acids)
Biological process (GO): carbohydrate metabolic process
Cellular component (GO): plasma membrane
Molecular function (GO): hydrolase activity, hydrolyzing O-glycosyl compounds
Source: RefSeq, a predicted model, not a curated record
UAGAAUCCUGAAAUAAUAAAAUGGAGAAAUGGAAAGGUUUACUUUGAGAGUAAAGUUAAGAAUCUAUACCAAGCCCUCGUAGACUUCUUUUUUCUUUCAUCCCUAAGUAAAGGUCAAGAAUCUUCUCCUUUCCAAGAUUUUAACAAUUAAGGCUAAGAAUCUUUUGAUCAUUUUCUUGAGAGGUUUUAUGGCAUACCUCAAGAGCAAGAAUUGGAUUAUCAUCCAAAGGGUUCAUCUUUUUGCUUGCACUUUUCAUAGGUUACAAAAGACUGGAACAUACCCUCUCCUUUUUUACAAAUGGAAUGCUCUUUCCUUGAUAGUUUAUCCUCCAUCAGACUAAUGGGUUUCUCUACUUUCUUUCUUUGGCUUCUUCUCAUUUUCUCUGUCAUCUUUUCUAACAUUUUGACAGCGCAUGCAUUCACAGGAACAUAUGGGGUAAACUAUGGCAGAAUAGCAGAUAAUUUACCAGCACCAAGUAGUGUGGUGACCCUUCUGAAAGCUGCAAAGAUUAAAAACGUUAGAAUCUAUGACGCAGAUCAUGAAGUCCUCAAGGCUUUCAAAGGUUCUGGCAUUGAAAUAAUAGUUGGACUUGGCAAUGAGUAUCUGAAAGAAAUGAGUAUAGGGGAGGACCGUACCAUGAAUUGGAUCAAAGAAAAUGUGGAGCCAUUCCUUCCUGGAACUAAAAUUGUUGGAAUUGCUGUGGGAAAUGAGAUCUUGGGUGGUGAUGAUCAUGAGCUGUGGGAAGUUUUGCUGCCUUCAGCGAAGAAUGUUUAUUCUUCCCUUGGAAGGUUGGGUUUGGAAAAAACUAUUGAGGUCUCUAGCCCACAUUCAGAAGCUGUUUUUGCCAGUUCCUAUCCACCGUCUGCAUGUGUCUUCAAGGAAGACGUUCUUAUAUACAUGAAGCCACUAUUGCAAUUCUUCUCACAGAUUGAUUCUCCUUUUUACAUAAAUGCAUAUCCUUUUCUAGCCUACAAGAGUGAUCCUGAGCAUAUUGACAUGAACUAUGCUAUUUUCAAAUCAAAUCCUGGAAUUCUAGAUGAAAAGACUAAUCUACAUUAUGAUAACAUGUUUGACGCUAUGGUUGAUGCAGCUUAUGCUGCACUCGAAAAGGCUGGCUUUCCCAAGAUGGAAGUCAUAGUUUCAGAAACUGGUUGGGCUUCUCAUGGAGAUGCAAAUGAAGCAGGUGCCAAUUUGCAGAAUGCCAAGACAUACAAUCAUAAUUUGAGGAAAAAGCUAACUAAAAAGAAGGGAACCCCCUAUAAGCCUAAGACUCCUGUGAGAGCUUACAUUUUCGCCUUGUUCAAUGAGAAUUUGAAACCCGGGCCAACUUCAGAGAGAAACUUUGGAUUGUUCAAACCUGAUGGGAGCAUAGCAUAUGAUAUUGGCUUCACUGGACUUAAAGAAUCAUCUGGAGUCUCAUCUCUUCUUCGUUUCAAGGGUAUUGGAGCUUACAGUUGGCUUGCAUCAUCAUAUUCAUUAGUUCUUGCAACCUGCACAGCAAUUCUGCUAUUAAUUUCAGCUUCAUGAUUGGUCAAAAGGGUAACACCUUAGCAGCUCAAGGGAACACUUUGAAUUUGGCUAUUGUAGCUUGUAAUAUAUAUCAAUUUGUAAUGAAUUCAUUUGUUAUUAAUUGUACAGAACACUUGCUGCUUUCGAAUCAAUUGUUAAUGGGAAAUGGCUAAUUUUUUUU